Molecule: messenger RNA, 4651 nt
Organism: Loxodonta africana (African savanna elephant)
Lineage: Eukaryota; Metazoa; Chordata; Mammalia; Proboscidea; Elephantidae
Gene: IDNK
Product: IDNK gluconokinase
Exons: 5
Coding region: 40-603 (187 amino acids)
Cellular component (GO): cytoplasm
Molecular function (GO): gluconokinase activity
Source: RefSeq, a predicted model, not a curated record
AGCCCGGCAGAGGAGGCGCGCGGAGGAACCGGGGCGGCCAUGGGGACGCCCAGCGCGUUGCUGCUGAUGGGCGUGAGCGGCUCGGGGAAAUCGACCGUGGGCGCUCUGCUGGCAUCUCAGCUGGGAUGGAAAUUCUAUGAUGCAGAUGACUAUCACCCAGAGGAAAAUCGGAUGAAGAUGGGCAAAGGGAUCCCGCUGAAUGACCAGGACAGGAUUCCAUGGCUCUGCAACUUGCAUGGCAUUUUACUAAGAGAGGUAGCCUCAGGGCAGCGUGUGGUUCUAGCUUGUUCGGCUCUGAAGAAAAUGUACAGAGACAUCUUAAUACGAGGCAGUGAUGGGGCCCCUCAGACAUGUGAUGAGUCGAGCAAGGAAGAAAAGCUGCCUGAGGUAAAGCUUUUUGUGGUCCACUUGAGUGGGUCGUCUGAGGUCAUCUCUGGACGCUUACUCAAAAGAAAAGGACAUUUUAUGCCCCCUGACCUACUGCUGUCCCAGUUCAAUACUCUGGAGCCCCCAUCAGCUCCAGAAAACUUCAUCCAAGUCAGUGUGGACCAAGAGCUUUCAGAGAUCAUCACCACCAUUCUGGAAAUGCUAAAAGUGCAGUGAGAACCAUCUCACAUCAGUGGCCCAGAACAGAAGCCGACGUAUCCUUGCGAAUACUGGAUUCUAAGUUCUUCAGGUGAACAAAUCAUAAUUUCGCCCAGGUAUACUUGUUUGGCUAUAUUUCUAGGGAUUUGAGACACCCUUGGCAUCAUGCUUUGGUGCAUGGGGGAGGGGAGAGGGAGCUUUAAAAGUAAAGCUUAAUUGAAGUUUAAAGGCACCUGUGAUCCGAUCAAACGCUCAGAGGAAAUUCUGUAAUCAAUGCUGACGAUCAAGGCCUUGUUUAGAACAUUCCUGAUCAUGCCUGUAUUUGUACAAAUAAAUGAGACUUUACUAUCCUUGGCACACCCUAGAAAUUGGUCUCAGGAGCAGAAACACGUACAAAAGCGACCCCUCACCAGCAGGUCAUUCCACGCGACACAAUGUCCUCUCUGUCCUUCAACGUGGUUUAAAGCAGGGACUCUUAAGCUGGGGUCCAAAAAGAUAGUAAUGGGGGAACCAGCAAACUUCAUCCAAACCCACUGAAACCAAACCCAGUGCCGUCGAGUCGAUUCCGACUCAUAGCGACCCUAUAGGACAGGGUAGAACUUCCCGAUAGAGUUUCCAAGGAGCGCCUGGCAGAUUUGAACUGCUGACCUCUUGGUUAGCAGCCAUAACACUUAACCACUAUGCCAUCAGGGUUUCCAUAAACUUCAUCCAGCUCUUCAAAAAGCCUCAUGCAAACGUAUUUACCAGCAGCAAUACCAACUUUCUUGCCUCUUGGCUAAAACCAUGUCAGCUUAACCUGGGAACAUUGUCCGCUAAUCAGAAGCUCUGAUUAGCAGUUGUGUGACUUCAACAUCGAAAAUUAAACAGCUACUUAAAAGGUAGAGCAGCCAACAAAAUCUUUUCUGAUAAUAAAAAGGAUCAUUUCUGGUAGAAUAAAAAUUGAAAAUGAUUAGAGAGAAUAGUAGGGGAGCUGCCAGAGUAGUUCCUUUGAGCAGUUCCUACCCCAGAAUGUCUGAAAUUUGCAGAGUCAAGGGCUGGAGGAGACAGACCUUAGUGAUAUUCCCAAAGCAUGCAACAAGGCUGCUGUGAUGUGCAAACCGAAAUGCCAAACCCUCUACUGUCGAGUUGAUUCCGGCUCAUGGAGGCCCCACGUUAGAGCAGAACUGCUCCAUGGGGUUUUCUUGCCUGUAAUCUUUACAGAAGCGGAUCGCCAGGACUUCUGUCCGUAGUGCGUCUGGGUGGGUCUGAAGCGCCAACCUUUAGGUUAGUAGUUGCGGGCAAACCACUUGUGGGCGCAGGGUUUCACCUGUCAGGGAUUUCAGGCAGUGCGGUAACCCAAGGCACAUAGUGAGAAGUACCCCCUUUGCUUUUCUCAGGGAGCCCUGGCUGCACUGGCUAAACUCUCGGCUGCUGGAACCCACCAGCUGCUGCACGGGAGAAAGAUGUGGCAGUCUACUUCCAUGAAGAUUACAGCCUUAGAAACCCUCUGGGGCAGUUCUCUGUUUUCCCUGCGGUGCAGAGUCUAGUGUGUCUUCAUGUACCCCGCCCCCCAACUUGCCGAUGUCCCUCUUUAACGGAGCACAGGCCUCAGGCUCAGGGCCCUGACAACCUCUGCGAUUUAAUCACUUUCUUACUGCUCCUGAUGUUUUUUAGGUUCCUUCUCAAGUUUUCGAUUUAAAAUAGUGAUAUAGCACUUUCUUUAGAAUAUACGUUUAUGUUAAAGUGGUUCAUUUAAAGGUAAACAAAAAGUACACAUGGCUCAUGGAGAUGCAAAAAUUGUGCAGGUGGAACUUGAGUGAAGGAAGCUUGGCCUCACUGAUCCAGUCUACCCCCUCAUUUUACAGAGGGGAACCAGGGUUCCGAAAGCUCGGUGAGGCCGGGCUAGUGCCAGCACCCUCCUGACGUAAGAGACUGUACAGGAGGCCAUCAGUAACAAACACUGGCCAGGAAGGAACACUUAACCCUUUGUGCCACCCAGGGAGCCCAUCCUGGGCCUUAGGCCUAGCUUUUCUGUGGUGAUGACAAGAAACCUGAGCAACUUGUACAUACGCAGAUCCCUGCCCCCCACCCCAGCCUACUGAACCACCAUCCUGGGCCUUAGGCCUAGCUUUUCUGUGGUGAUGACAAGAAACCUGAGCAACUUGUAAAUACGCAGAUCCCUGGCCCCCACCACCCCAGCCUACUGAACCAGCAUCUGUAACGAAGGGCCCAGGUCUCUGUCUGAAAACUCCACAGCUGACCCAUGAGGCCCCAGGGCUGGGAACCACCAUGUACGGUCUGAUGAGCAGGACCAUUCUGAUACCCCAUUGGUGCUGAGCCCACCCUGACAGCAGCAUCAGGGAGGCCAUUGAGAACGGUGAAGUUUAGGGCUAGAUUGGUUCUGACCAAGCAAGGACCAUAUAAGGCAACUCGAGAAGGGCCACAGACGAUGUGCAAUCUCUGAAGUGGUGCUUUGGGCUGGCGACAGGGUGGAGAGCCCCUGCUCCAGGAGGGCACUAAAGUGGGGUGGCUGAUUUGGCUGGGAUCCCUUGCACAAGGGGCCAUAGAAAAGAAUGGAAUGGAUUCCCUUUUCUGAUUUACAUGGCCUUGGGCAUAUCCCAGAGACAGCACACCACAGGGAAAGCUGGGUUUUCUGUCCAGAGGAGAAAGUGUCUAUUUAAUGCCAUCUUAAUAAAGGCGGGGUCUUCCAAUCUCAAGAUACCUGUUCAGGACAAUGGGAAGUGUUUCUCUUGGCUUAGCAGUGGGGGGCAAGAUGGUGGGCUGUGAGGCCUUCAGGUGAAGUAAAUACACAAAUAACAGAAAACCCAAACGAGAUGCUAUCAAAUCAGUUCCCACUCAUGGUGACCCCAUGUGUGUCAGGGUAGAACUGUCCUCCAUAGAGUUUUCAAUGGCUGAUUUUUUGAAAGUAAAUUAUUGGGCCUUUUUUUCUGAUUUGUGUCUGGGUGGACUCGAACCUCCAACCUUUCAGUUAGCAGGAGAGUACAUUAACUGCACCAUCCAGGGACUCCCAUUCAUGGAGGAUCAAUGAGAAACAGUCUGUUCAUAAUGAUCUGAGCACAGAAACCAACUCUAUUUAAUAUAGAAAUGAAAAAUUUUUUUGAGGUUUUAAUAUACACUAAAAUUUCCAAGAAUGCAGUAACCUUUUAAAUAAAAGGACAAUUGUAUUUCAUUUUACACUUUACCAAGAAUUGUCUACCUUUUUAGAAAACUGUGGUGCAUUUCUGCCACCAAUACAACCCACCUCCUUCCAUCUGCAUUUAUAAUUCCUCAUUCACAGCGAUACACCUGUGGACACAACCAUCUAACUAUAAACUACAUUCUUUCAGUGUAGGUGCACCAAGCAUUACAUACUGAAACACACUGGUUAAUUAAAAGCUACUGUUGUGGAUUGAAUUGUGUCCCCAAAAAAUGUGUGUCAACUUGGUUAGGCCAUGAUUCCCAGUGUUGUAUGAUUGUCCACCCUUUUGUCAUCUGAUGUGAUUUUCCUACGUGUUGUAAAUCCUACCUCUAUGAUGUUAAUGAGGCGGGAUUAGAGGCAGUAGUUAUGUUAAUGAGGUAGGACUCAAUCUACAAGCUUAGGUUGUAUCUUGAGUCAAUCUCUUUUGAGAUAUAAAAGAGAGAAGCAAGCAAAGAGACAGGGAGACCUCCAACCACCAAGAAGAGCCGGAAGCAGAGCGCAUCCUUUGGACCCAGGGUCCCUGUGCAGAGUCACUCCUAGACCAGGAGACUGAAGACAAGGACCUUCCCCUAGAGCUGACAGAGAAAGCCUUCCCCUGAAGCUGGCUUCUGGAAUUCAGACUUCUAGCCUCUGAGACUCUGAGAGAAUAAAUUUGUUUGUUAAAGCCAUCCGCUUAUGGUGUUUGUUAUAGCAGAACUAGCUAAGACAGCUACUUUUAUUUCUCUUUUAUAGAGUUAAGGCAUCAUAUUUAAUUUUCAUUUUAUUUCAAAAUGAUAAAGGGAGACUAGAAAAUAGUUGUUUAAAAGGAGGGCACUGAGUCUGGUGGGGUUGACCAUCACUGCUCUGGCCUUUGCAAUGAAGGCAGCUGAGGUGGGCAUGUGGAGGUGU